GUUACCAGUAAGGGCUCUACUCCUUUGGAGUCAGUCGAGGAGGUUCCCACAGUGACCCAGUUAAACUGUACUCAGCACUUAUUUGACAGUGAGAUGCAGAAACUGCAGGACAUUUUUACUUCAGCAGAAGGUCAAAGUGCAAGUGAGGCGCCUUCAACGUCCACAUCAUGGAGCUUGCGCCAAUCAGCAGCCCAAGAGGAGUGGCGGAAAGCAAGGUCUUAUCACCUUAGCUCCUUGCUGUCCUGCAAUGUGUUUCCAGAGAGAAACUGCAUCCACUGCACAUCUCCUGCCAUCAUUCGCUGCAGAGACUGCAUGCCAGAGGAGUGGCUAUGUAUGGAUUGUGACAUCCGCAUCCAUGCAAAACUUGCACUCCAUAACAGGGAGUCCUGCAUCGAUGGGAUUUACAAGCCCAUUGACCCAACAGAUGGCUGUAUGCAAAAAGAUGGCAGAUACACACUGUUCAGACAAGUACGUCUACUGCCUACUGAGAGACCUGUCCAGUUGUGCACUUGUGGCCCUGCAAACAUUGCAGAAUCAGCUGGCAGAGCAAUCAUUCUGGUUUGCAUAAAUGGUCGGUAUGAUUUGCACUUGCCACACUUGCUGUGCAGAUCAUGUUUGGCACAGUGGACACCUGACAGGAGUGACCUCAUUAGAAGUGGGUAUUGGCCAGCAUCCGUAAAUGCUGACACACUGUUUGCUGUGGACAGUCUGUGGGUCUUCAGCACCUUUGAAGAGAUGAAAACUGUGGCACCCGGUUUGUCGAGACAAGCUUUUGCGAAUGUUGGAGAGGAGGACAUGUCACUAUGGAAGGGCUGGGAAAAUACAUGGAGACGUAUUCCAACGGAGUUUCAUGUUGUACACAUUCUGCCAGUACCAAUGUGAGAAAAUGGCCAGUGUAGAGCACUUCACCUGCCCGGCAUGUACACCCAACAUGCUUGCUGUUUGUGCACAUGGCAACAGGAAACUGUACUGAUUUCGACAGUCAAAGGGGUCAGAGGAACCGUAUUUUGAUGGGACCUUCAUUGCCAAAGACAACAAUUUGCACCAAUUUGUUGAGGAUAUCAGGAGUAACAUGAAAAGUAAUCCUGGCAGAGGAACUUGUGGAGCCAGUCAAUGGUCUGCUGCACGUGAGACUGCCAGACGAGCAAACAAGUUGGAUGAAGAG
Molecule: messenger RNA, 1165 nt
Organism: Hypomesus transpacificus
Lineage: Eukaryota; Metazoa; Chordata; Actinopteri; Osmeriformes; Osmeridae
Exons: 7
Coding region: 94-882 (262 amino acids)
Source: RefSeq, a predicted model, not a curated record